UGAUGCUCCAACGUGAACAUGGGUUCUAUACAAGCUCCAUCACUUAUAAUGUACAAUAAGAUGCUCAAAUCUUUUGCCGAAACCAAAAACUUCACGAAAGUUUUGGCUUUGUUCGGCGAAUUGCGAGGACAAGGCUUGUGUCCGGAUAAUUUCACUUUACCGGUUGUUCUGAAAUCAAUCGGACGUUUAAGGGACGUUAAAGAAGGUGAGAAAGCCCAUGGUUAUGCUGUGAAAGCUGGGCUUAAAUUCGAUUCUUACGUAUGUAAUUCACUCAUGGGAAUGUAUGCCGCAUUGGGUAAGAUGGAGAUCACUCGUAAACUGUUCGACGAAAUGCCUGAACGAGAUAUUGUUUCUUGGAACGGGUUGAUUUCUAGUUACGCUGGGCAUGGGAGGUUUGAUGAUGCUAUUGAUGUUUUCAAGAGGAUGAGUAAAGAGAGCAACUUGAAGCCUGAUGAAAGUACGAUUGUGAGCACUCUCUCAGCUUGCUCUGCUUUGAAAAAUUUGGAAGUCGGUGAAGGGAUUCAGAGGUAUGUUGUGACACAGUUUGAGAUGAGUGUUAAGAUAGGGAAUGCGUUGAUUGAUAUGUUCUGUAAAUGCGGGUGUCUCGAUAAGGCUAGACCAGUUUUCGAUUCGAUGAGGAACAAAAACGUCAAGUGUUGGACUAGCAUUGUUACUGGAUAUGUUAGUAACGGUAGGAUUGAUGAGGCUAGAGAGCUGUUUGAGAGAAGUCCAGUGAAAGAUGUUGUCUUGUGGACAGCUAUGAUGAAUGGGUAUGUUCAGUUUAACCGGUUUGAUGAGGCGUUGGAACUGUUCAGAUGCAUGCAAACAGAGGGUAUUAAGCCUGAUAACUUCGUUCUAGUCUCUCUCUUGAAAGGUUGUGCGCAGACGGGAGCUCUAGAUCAAGGGAAGUGGAUCCAUGGGUACAUAGAUGAGAACAGAGUUACGGUGGAUAAAGUAGUUGGUACUGCUCUUGUAGACAUGUAUGCAAAAUGUGGGUGCAUAGAAACAGCUCUAGAGGUUUUCUAUGAAACCAAGGAGAGAGACACUGCUUCUUGGACAUCACUUAUCUACGGUCUUGCAAUGAACGGGAUGUCAGGGAGAGCGAUAGACUUGUAUCACGAGUUGGAGAAUGUUGGUAUCAGAUUAGAUGAUAUAACCUUUGUGGCGGUUUUAACAGCGUGUAAUCACGGUGGAUUUGUAGCAGAAGGACGUAGAGUCUUUCACUCGAUGACCAAAGUGCAUAAGAUCCAGCCUAAAGCAGAGCACUACAGCUGUCUGAUUGACCUACUGUGCAGAGCUGGUUUGUUAGAAGAAGCAGAGGAACUGAUAGAUGAGAUGAGAAAUGAAAGAGAUGAAACUCUGGUUCCUGUGUACUGUUCUUUGCUAAGCGCUGCUAGGAACUAUGGGAAUGUUGAGCUAGCUGAACGAGUAGCUAAGAAGCUGGAGAAAGUGGAAGUUAGUGAUUCAAGUGCUCAUACUCUGCUAGCGAGUGUGUAUGCAUCUGCCAAUAGAUGGGAAGAUGUGACGAAUGUGAGAAGGAAAAUGAAAGAUUUGGGAAUCAGAAAGCUUCCUGGAUGCAGUUCUGUGGAGAUUGAUGGUGUUCCUCAUGAAUUUAUUAGUGUUGAAGAUCACCCAAAAAUGGAUGAGAUAAACACAAUGCUUCAUCAAACUGCAAAUUGA
This is a messenger RNA of Eruca vesicaria subsp. sativa (arugula), 1680 nucleotides long. The record is from the annotation of a GenBank genome assembly. Lineage: Eukaryota; Viridiplantae; Streptophyta; Magnoliopsida; Brassicales; Brassicaceae.